AUGGUCGACCUCGAUGAUGCAAUCCCUGCGCUCAAUCAGCGACCGGCAGCGCUAGCCAUUAUUAUUGUUUUUCUGAUCCUCGCCUAUGUUUGUGGCAUUGGGCGGCUGUACAUCCGUUUUUUUCGUCGUUCGCCGCCCCGGCUGGGACGAUGCAUUGCUCAUUAUGGUCUUGGUAACCACCACUUUAUUAUCCAUAUCAACAUGUAUAGCCCUCUCAAACGGGUUGGGCAAGCACUAUGCUACUCUUGGAUUAACUGGCACUGA
Molecule: messenger RNA, 264 nt
Organism: Colletotrichum siamense
Lineage: Eukaryota; Fungi; Ascomycota; Sordariomycetes; Glomerellales; Glomerellaceae
Exons: 4
Coding region: 1-264 (87 amino acids)
Source: RefSeq, a predicted model, not a curated record